Molecule: messenger RNA, 1050 nt
Organism: Colossoma macropomum (tambaqui)
Lineage: Eukaryota; Metazoa; Chordata; Actinopteri; Characiformes; Serrasalmidae
Product: CD209 antigen-like protein C
Exons: 6
Coding region: 28-825 (265 amino acids)
Source: RefSeq, a predicted model, not a curated record
UCAAAGCUGAAGACAAAAGGGCUGAAGAUGAAUGAGGAUAUAUAUGCAAAUUCAGGAAUUACAACAGACAACACAUCAACUCAUUCAGACGACAGCAACAAUUAUGAGGACAUCUACGACAAUGAAGAUGUCCCUGAGAUUAGUGUGACCAGACACCAUAAAGGAACUAUGACAUCAGGAAUGGACACUUCAGGAAGCAGAUGCUACAGACUGGCUACAGUGUGUCUGGGGCUGCUGUGUGUUCUCCUACUGACAGCCAUCACAGUGCUGUGGGUCAAGCUCACCGCAGAAAGAGACCCUUUACAGACCAGGUACAACAAACUUACUACAGAGAGAGACCAGUUACAGACCAUUUGCAACAACCUGACUGCAGAGACAGAAAAGCUACAGAUGAGAUGUAGCAACCUGACGAAAGAGAGAGAUGAGCUUCUGCAGAGAUUUUCAGAUUUGGGUUGGAUUUACUUGAACUCUAGUCUUUACUACAUCUCUACUGAGAAGAAGAACUGGAUUGAGAGCAGACAGGACUGCAGAGAGAGAGGAGCAGACCUGGUAAUCAUAAAGAGCAGAGAAAAACAGGAGUUUAUUGCAUCCAUACUGGGCCACACAGAGGCUUGGAUUGGUCUGACUGACAGUGAGACAGAGGAGGUCUGGAAAUGGGUGGAUGGCUCAGGUCUGACCACUGGGUUCUGGAAUACGGGGGAGCCAAAUAAUGGAGGUGAUGAAGACUGCGCACAGUUUUUGGGUUAUCCAGAUAAGAGGAGCUGGAACGACAGGAGAUGUUCUGUUUCUUCACAGUGGAUCUGUGAGAAACGUUUUUUUGAGUGACAGGUACAUGGAGCAGAGGGCAAGAAGGAAGCAAAUUCAUGCAACAUUAUGCCCAUGUCAUCUGUCUGAUCUCUUGCUUUCUAAUUUAAUACUAACAUUUUAUUUAUCUUUGACGUGCAGUUUUGUAUGAGUAAUUAGGUGUCUUUGUGAGUUUGACUGCCCUCUGUUGGCAAAGACAAAAUGCUGCAGGACACUGUGUUACGUCAUUAAAAGACCUAAAUCCUA